Molecule: messenger RNA, 743 nt
Organism: Saccostrea cuccullata (small rock oyster)
Lineage: Eukaryota; Metazoa; Mollusca; Bivalvia; Ostreida; Ostreidae
Product: fibroleukin-like
Exons: 3
Coding region: 1-450 (149 amino acids)
Source: RefSeq, a predicted model, not a curated record
AUGUGGAGGACUCCUAAUUGGAUUGGAAAUGACGUUAUACAUCAACUUACCAAGGGGAGGAACUCCCCCCUCUACGUCUCAAUCACACUGACAAAUGGUACAAAACUCUAUGAAUUAUACAACCAGUUCUCUGUUGGUGACGAAACCAACAAAUACAGACUUUAUCUUGGAGGACCAGCUACCGGGACCCUGGGUGACGCUAUGUUAGACACGGGGAGUUCUGACGGAGAUCUGUCUGGGAUGUCAUUCUCCACCCUGGACAGAGAUACCGACAGAUGGGAUUUUAACUGUGCUGUUCUUUAUGGAGGAGGAGGCUGGUGGUUUAACUGGUGUCAUGACGCCUACAUCAACGGUCCCUGGUCCCCGGUAUACUGGAGAGAACCCUGGUAUCCACCACUUAAGAAUGGCAGUGAUAUAACGGAGACUCUCAUGAUGAUCAAACCUAAUUGAUUAACGUAACAUGAUGUGUUAAUGACUCGUUUAUUGUUGUUAAUGUUGUUUUUUAGACUUGAAUGAGUUUAGGACAUUCAGUGAGUUAUGAGGGGUUUUUUUAGGUUCAUAAAGUGUAACAUAUUUCACUCAUGCAUGUACAUACUAAUUCAAAUCUAUAUAUAAUAGAUCAUGGUGUUAUAAUUCUAGUCUUUGUUCUAGAUCUGUUAAUGAUGUAAUAAUACAAAGUUAUAUUGUGAUUGGUCUUAUAUUAUUAUGUGAUUUAUUUCUUGAUAUAGUCUUAUUAUACUCUA